This is a messenger RNA of Dovyalis caffra, 1854 nucleotides long. The record is from the annotation of a GenBank genome assembly. NCBI's taxonomy places the organism in Eukaryota, Viridiplantae, Streptophyta, Magnoliopsida, Malpighiales, Salicaceae.
AUGGCUGACAUAGAGGCACAAAAUGAGAAAGAAUCAGAAGUUGUAGCCAUUUUCAAGGAAGCCAAUAGGGCUGUUGCUUUGACGUUUGAGGAUGUGGUCUACAAGGUCAAACUCAAGAAAGCAGGUUUUUGUGGAAAGAUUGUGAAAACAGAAGAAAAGGUUAUCUUAAAGGGAAUCACUGGCAAGGUUCUUCCUGGUGAAAUGCUAGCCUUGCUAGGUCCAUCAGGCAGUGGCAAAACAACUCUGUUAACUGCAUUAGGAGGAAAACUUGGAGGCCUACUUGAAGGUAACAUAACUUAUAAUGGCAAGAACUUCUCCAACUCAAUGAAAAGGAACAUGGGAUUUGUUACUCAAGAUGAUGUUCUUUACCCUCAUUUGACAGUGACAGAAACAUUGGUUUUCACUGCCCUUCUUAGGUUAGAAAGUACUUUUACUAAAGAAGAGAAGGUCAUGCAUGCAGAAUCUGUAAUUACUCAACUAGGUUUAACCAAGUGCAAGAAUAACAUCAUUGGGGGGGCAUUUUUGAGAGGAAUUUCCGGGGGAGAGAGAAAGAGGGUUAGCAUAGGGCAAGAAAUGCUCAUAAACCCUAGCCUUCUUUUGUUGGACGAGCCAACAUCAGGUCUUGACUCUACAACAGCUCAAAGAAUUGUGUCGACAUUGUGGGAACUUGCAAAAGGAGGAAGAACGAUUGGGAUGACGAUUCAUCAGCCUUCAAGUAGGUUGUUUUACAUGUUUGACAAAGUUUUGUUGUUGUCAGAAGGCAGCCCAUUGUACUUUGGGGAGGGAUCACAAGUUAUGGAUUACUUUUCCAACAUUGGAUAUGCUCCUGCAGUUCCCAUGAAUCCUGCUGAUUUCCUUUUGGAUCUCGCAAAUGGUUUAUCAUCAAACAGUACUGAGAUUCCAGGCACUGUCAAGCAGAAUCUAGUUUCAGCCUACAAGAGCAAGCUUGCAAACAAGUUGAAGUCAGAGGUUCAAGGAAUUGAUGAUCAGCCUCAAGAUGGAUUAAAUGAUAAGCAAGUUUCACGAUGGGCCACAACCUGGUGGCAACAGUUUUCUGUGUUGUUGAGAAGAGGAGUGAAACAAAGAAAGUACGACUCCUUCUCUGGCCUCAAGAUUGCUCAGAUCCUGGUGGUAGCCCUCCUUUCAGGGCUCCUGUGGUGGCAAUCUGAUGUAUCCCAUGUGCAAGAUCAGAUGGGGCUCCUCUUCUUUUACGCAGGAUUUUGGGGCUUCUUCCCUUUAUUCCAAGCUAUUUUCACCUUCCCCCAAGAACGCAGUAUGCUUGAAAAGGAACGAUCUUCUGGCAUGUAUCGACUGUCAUCAUACUUCAUGUCAAGGAUUGUCAGUGACCUCCCGAUGGAGCUAGUCCUUCCUACUAUAUUUCUAACUAUAACCUACUGGAUGGCAGGGCUUAAAGGCACACCAGGAAACUUCUUGCAUACCUUGUUUGUUCUCUUGUAUUCUGUGUUAGUAUCAGGAGGUCUAGGACUAGCUAUUGGUGCACUGGUUUUGAACCAAAAAUCUGCUACCAUUAUGGGAUCGGUAAUCAUGCUAUCGUUCCUGCUCGCUGGUGGAUACUACGUUACGCAUGUCCCUUCCUUCAUUAGCUGGAUUAAGUACAUCUCCAUCAGUCAAUACACAUACAAGCUGUUGCUGGGGUCUCAAUUCAAGCCUAGUGACACCUAUUCAUGUGCAGAUGGUGCUGGAGGAGUUUGUUUAGUUGGAGAUUAUCCUCCAAUCAAACAAGUGGGGCUUGAUGACCAAGUGUUUGGCGCGGUUGCAUUAGGGAUCAUGCUUGUGGGUUAUCGUCUUAUCGCUUAUCUUGCUCUGAUGAGGAUUGGAGUAACUAAAAAGUAA